Molecule: messenger RNA, 1847 nt
Organism: Dendrobium catenatum
Lineage: Eukaryota; Viridiplantae; Streptophyta; Magnoliopsida; Asparagales; Orchidaceae
Product: poly(A) polymerase I
Exons: 14
Coding region: 100-1746 (548 amino acids)
Biological process (GO): RNA processing
Molecular function (GO): RNA binding; nucleotidyltransferase activity
Source: RefSeq, a predicted model, not a curated record
UUGAAUUUACGCUUCAGCAAUACACUCUGCUCUGAUGGAACUCCCUCAGCAACGAUUCAGAAAAUGAUGCCCUAGUUCUCGAAAGUUGGCACCAAAAAAAUGGCGAUAUCCCGUAGAAUCCGCGGACUCCUCUCCUGUCCUUCUUUUCUCGACCGCCUGAGAACCCUGAUUUAUAUCCAGCAGAGGUGGAACCAUACUUCCAGGACGGUAAUGGGGAUCAACCAAGUCGAAGGCACGAGCUUGAAUCCUCCUUCGGGUCCAUUUGAUACCUCGGCUUGGAAGAUUGUGGACUCAAGGACUUUCGGGAUUAGAAAGGAAUCGAUAUUACCUUCUACAUUGUUGGUCCUCAAAACUCUUCAAACAAAUGGAUAUGUAGCAUAUCUUGUCGGAGGGUGCGUAAGGGAUCUAAUUUUGAAAAGAACACCAAAAGAUUUUGAUGUGAUUACCGCUGCUACUCUAAAACAGAUUAAAAUGCAAUUUCGGCAUUGUAUAAUUAUAGGGCGUCGAUUCCCUAUAUGCCAGGUUUACAUUUCCGGCCAUGUUAUUGAGGUUUCUAGCUUCAACACUAUUGUUAGAAAUGAAGAUAAACAAGAGGAAAUUAUUUUUCCUCAAUUAUCAAAUAACUAUAAUGACGGAGAUUUUGCAUGCUGGAAGAACUGCAUGAAACGGGAUUUUACAAUCAAUUGUUUAUUCUUCGACCCAUUCAAAUACAAAAUCUACGACUUUGUUGGUGGUAUAAAAGAUUUAAGGGCAUCCAAGGUGCGGACAGUAAAUCCACCUCAUUUAGCCUUUAAAGAGGAUUGUGCGAAAAUUCUUCGUGGCAUGAGAAUAGCAGCACGUCUGGGCUUACAAUUUUCCAAAGAAACAGAAACUGCAAUACAAGACUUAUCUUCAUCUGUACUAACUCUUAACAAGGAAAGGUUAAUGCUGGAAAUGAAUUUUAUGAUGGCACAUGGAGCAGCUUCUUCGUCUAUUAAUUUACUUAAGAAAUUCAAACUGCUUGAUUUAUUGCUUCCUGCUCAUGCUGCUUACUUGACAUUUCAAAGCAAUAAACCAUCAGCUCAAAGGUCUAUCAUGUUAAUGGACUUGCUAAUGAAUGCUGAUAAAUUGCUUAGAGCUGACCGUCCAUGCAGUUGUGAUUUAUGGCUAGGAUUGUUGGCUUUUCAUCUGGCUUUGGUACAAAAUCCUCAAGACUCUCUUGUUAUUUGGACUUUUUCUUCUAUCUUGUACCAUGGGACAUGGAAUGAAGCUGUUGCAAGCUCUGAUGAUCUCAUUUACUUCGUUCCUGAAAUUUUACCGCCCUCGAUAGCUAAACUGGAUGAACUUCUUUUAAAAGAAACUUCACGAUUUGCAUCACUGGUCAAGUCUUCUGUGGAAGUUUUAACUGAUUCAAAUGUUCUUCAACAAUCUUUGGCCAAAUACGGCCCGCUAUCUUCAUCUCAAUGCCUGGUUUUUGUUGCUCCGAACACGGGGAGAAAAGUAUCAAAACUCUUUGAUGUUAUUGAUAUUUGCUUAAAUUGCCAUGGCAAAGAAGAAGGAAAUCUUCAUAUAAAAGAAAAAAAAUCAUCCAGAAAGAUGAGAGCAGAAAUAAACUACGAGCUGCUCAAGAAAGGGGAUUUGAAUGAAACGAGAUUCGUUCUUGGAAAAAUCAUUAUGGACACGAUGAAAGGUGAACCAAUUUCUGAAGCAGAUAAGAGAAUGGCUGAAGGAGAGAACAAAGUCAGGUUGUCCUCAUUGUUCUCGUAAUAUUGUAUCAUUAAUAUUUUCAUUUCAGAAUGUAUAUUAUUAACAGAACUUAUUAAAUUUAGAUUUAUGUGGCAGAAUUUUUUUGCCUUUUGUUUUUGAAA